UCGGAUUAAAACCGGAAAAAGGUGUCACAAAGACAAGGUUCCCCUGUCAAAAGCGACGUGAAUGCUUUUGCAGUUUCGGGACGCAUAUUUUUUAUAAAGAGAAUCUCUCUUUUAAUUUGUAAUCUUUUUUUACAGGUCAAAAGGUUUAAUCAUGGCUUCUCGUGGAAAAUCGGAAACCAGUAAGUUAAAACAAAACAUGGAAGAGCAGCUGGACAGACUAAUGCAGCAGCUCCAAGACCUUGAAGAGUGCAGGGAGGAGCUGGAUCCGGAGGAGUACGAAGAGACAAAGCGCGAGACUUUGGAGCAGCUCAGCGAGUUCCACGACUCACUAGAGAAAAUCCUGUCUGGGAACAUGACUCUAGUGGACGAACUUGGUGGGAUGCAGCUGGCAAUCCAAGCUGCCAUUAGCCAGGCUUUCAAGACCCCCGAAGUUAUCAGACUGUUUGCCAAGAAACAGCCAGGGCAGCUAAGGACCCGGCUGGCUGAGAUGGACCGUGAUGUCAUGGUGGGGAAGCUUCCCAGGGGGACGUACACGCAGCAGAAAGUGGAAAUCCUCAUGGCGCUUAGGAAACUGGGGGAGACGCUUCCAGCAGAAGAUGAAACGUUUCUCACUGCAAAUGCAAGUGGCUGCCUGAGCCAGUUUGAGAAGGUCACAGUAGGGCUUGGUUCAGAAGAUAAGAUUCUUGCCUUGGCUUCAUCUGGUGUGAAGGCGAAAACGUAAGCUGGAGCAUGAAGGCCUCUUCUAUUGCCGGGAUUGAAUUGUCUUUGGUACAGAUUGUUGGGGCUGAUUUUAUUUCAUUGUGGAAUGUCGUCUAUUUGGUGGAAAAAGAGCAGGAUAAAGUCACGCCAGAACCUCGCUUUUCUGUCCGUUCCCAUAAGCUGUGGUUUGCCACACUGGACACUUUUCUUUAUAAAUAAAUGUCUUGCAUAGGUGGACGGAGCAGAUCUGUGCAGUGGUGGGUGAGCAAAUCCUGCAGCAUUUUGAUAUUGUCGUCUAGGUAUUAAACUAACGGAGGGAAACUGGAGCCACUUUCUUUUAUCUGACAAGAUAAAAUGGUGGCAGUUAGAAGCUACCGUGUCCAUCCCCCCCCCCCCCCCAUUCAUGUACAAAAAGGUACACAGCAGCUGUUUUAAUGUUGUCUUGGGCUAUAAAACUGUUUUUCAGGAACAUUAGCAUUUCCUCUUAAACUGUAAUAUUUCCAAAUACCUCGUAACAGGCGUUUUUAGCCUAGGUUUGGUGUGUCUAUACUUUUAUUGGCGAUAAUAUCCAGUGUCAGUUUUUCAGUACAGAUUCUUUUUUAUUAAGCAGUCAUUUUUAGAACACUUUUAAUGCUUGGCCAUCUUGUCUGCUUUCACGUCUAAACAGAUACAAAGAUGCAACUUCUGUGUUGUGCGAGGAAAAAAAAAAACUAAAUGUCAAUAUGCAUUUUAAUUAAAGAUUUUGUAAACUGUC
Brienomyrus brachyistius is the source of this 1453-nucleotide messenger RNA. It is a transcript of the gene lzic, whose product is annotated as leucine zipper and CTNNBIP1 domain containing. The record is from RefSeq and is a predicted model, not a curated record. Gene Ontology annotation, molecular function: beta-catenin binding. The transcript has 7 exons. NCBI's taxonomy places the organism in Eukaryota, Metazoa, Chordata, Actinopteri, Osteoglossiformes, Mormyridae. The coding region runs from base 152 to 721 and encodes 189 amino acids.